Artibeus jamaicensis (Jamaican fruit-eating bat) is the source of this 1092-nucleotide messenger RNA. Its product is annotated as bifunctional heparan sulfate N-deacetylase/N-sulfotransferase 3-like. Gene Ontology annotation, molecular function: heparan sulfate N-sulfotransferase activity; deacetylase activity. Lineage: Eukaryota; Metazoa; Chordata; Mammalia; Chiroptera; Phyllostomidae. The record is from RefSeq and is a predicted model, not a curated record. Gene Ontology annotation, cellular component: Golgi apparatus.
AUGCGGGCAGCACAGGGCGUGCUCCGCAGGACCCGGCGUCUGCGCGCUCGCUCCGGGCUGUCUGCGCGGCCCCUGGAGCGACACGCGGACACAGCGGACUGCUCGCCCAGCCGCGCCUGUGGCGGGGGCCUGGCCACCCUCGGCCCAUCUGCGGGCAGCUGGCAGUCUGUCUUCUCCGGGGCCGGGCCUCGGGGGUCGGAGGCUGCUUCGCUGCCCUGGGCGUGCCCCGUGCUCCCCAACGAGAAUGAGAUCAGCAUUUUCAUGACCCACCUGUCCAACUACGGGAAUGACCGCCUGGGCUCGUACACCUUCGUGAACCUGGCCAGCUUCGUGCAGAGCUGGACCAACCUGCGGCUGCAGACUCCACCCCCGGUGCAGCUGGCCCACAAGUACUUCGAGCUCUUCCUGGAGCAGAGAGACCCUCUGUGGCAGAACCCCUGCGAGGACAAGCGCCACAGAGACAUCUGGUCCAAGGAUAAGACCUGCGCCCACCUGCGGAAGCUCCUGGCGAUCCGGCCACAGCAAACGGGAACCACGGCUCUGUGCCCGUCCCUGGCCGAGUACCCCUCCAUCCUUAGUAACUGCCCCAGCCCCCAAACCUUAGAGGAAGUACAGUUCUUUAAUAGAAAUAACCACCACAGGGGGAUUGAUUGGUACGCGGACCUCUUCCCCGUCCCGUCUGACGCCACCACGGAGCUUCUGUUAAGUUACUUCCACUCCGAGGAGGCCCCCAAAAGGGCAGCUUCCCUGGUCCCCAAGGCCAAGAUCACUGCCACCCUGGUUGACCCCUCGGACCGAGCCUACUCCUGGUACCAGAUGGUAGACAAGGCACCUUCUCGGGACUCCGUUCCCUGCCCGCCAUUCUCCCCGCUGCUGAGCGUGAAGCCGGUCCCUCUGCUGCUUACAAACGACGACGCACUGCCCUCUGAGAACACAGCGCUGCCACCAGAUGCGACUCCUCGGCUGCCCGAACCGGCCCUCGGCACACAGCCGGGCACGUGUGAACGGGACCGUGCAAAGGCGAGCCACGCGCACUGGGCGCGCAAGGCGGCACCCAUGAGACAGAGCGCAAACCGACAGUCUUCAACGUGA